This is a messenger RNA of Diorhabda carinulata, 817 nucleotides long. RefSeq lists its product as uncharacterized. The record is from RefSeq and is a predicted model, not a curated record. Lineage: Eukaryota; Metazoa; Arthropoda; Insecta; Coleoptera; Chrysomelidae. Bases 139 to 720 code for a protein of 193 amino acids. The transcript has 4 exons.
AUCAAUUAUAUGUUUGUCAGAAAUUUUAACUUUUUGUCAUUUUUUUCUACAACUAUUUCAUGAUACUUGUAUUGUUUUUGUGUGUAUAUUAUAUUGAAGUGAUUUUAUUUUAACUUAUAUUAAUUUAAACUAAGUAUAAUGACCCAAAAUUUUCAAGAAUUACCAACAGGAUUCGAAGAUUUCCAUCCUACUAACGUUCCAAAAGGUAUGAAAGAUUAUGCUAUUAAAGUUGAAAUAACUCCGGAACAACAAAAUCAAUUAAAUUAUCAUAAGUUGAAUGUCUUAAGGGAAAAUCAUCAAUACAUAAAAUCUCAUCCGGAAAUAAAGAAUGUCGUUAAUCUUUUAUUGAAGGAAGUUCUACGACGACGACCAUCCACCGAUAUUGAUCUGUUUAUGGUAAACUAUUUUUUUCAAAAUUUGAACGAAUUUUCGAAAAUUAUAUACGGAAGUGACUUUACAUCAAAAAAAUCAAAACAACCGACUGAUAUAGCUAGCGAGUAUUGCAUCAGCGUUUCAUCGUUGCGUCAUUACAACCCCGAAAGAUAUGGCGAUUCUUUAACUAGCAGUGACUCUUCCGGUAUUGUUGUUCUGGAACAAGCAGGAAAGAACAAAGCUAUUGAUUUGCAAUCUCAAGCGAAAUCGUUAAAUACAUCGAAAAUAAUAUGUGAAUCCAUCCUGAAUGAUUUAGUGGAUAAUUUCAGUACUAACGAAUUAUCAUGAAACAAUUUUUUCUUUUCUCACACACGGAGAAAGACAUCAUGAAAUGUAAUUAUUACUUAGUAUUUUUGAUAAUUGAAUAAAACCUAUAAGACUAUGA